Molecule: messenger RNA, 333 nt
Organism: Racocetra persica
Lineage: Eukaryota; Fungi; Glomeromycota; Glomeromycetes; Diversisporales; Gigasporaceae
Source: the annotation of a GenBank genome assembly
AAUUUCAAUGAUUCCACACUUUUUACAUCCUAUAAUAAUCAAGUAGUGAAUAAGAAUGGUCUUCCAUCAAUUGAGAAGUCUAUUAUUCAAAAUCAAUGUUGUGUUGAUAUUGACGUGCACAUAAUUGCAGGCCAUUCAUCGAUUUUAAGAGAUCGAUGCGAAGAUAUUUCUCUGGAAAUCUUUCAUUUAAUUCUUGAUUUGUUAGGUAGCAUUAAUAUUUUAGAAUUUAUUAUAGCUGCAGAUAAGACGGAACUUCUGAAACUAGUUAUUUCAUUAGAAAGUCUUCUUAUUGAUGCUUAUUUAAAGCAACCACGUCUUUAUCUGAAAUUGUAA